CGCGGCUGGGCCCGCCCCGGUAGUGCGUCCCGUCCCGCCCCGCCCCGCCUCCCUCCCGCCGCUGCCGGGGCCCGGUGGCGCGGCCCGGCAUGGCCCCGCUGCUCGCCGCCGCCUGCCUGGGCUGCACCCUGGCCAUGUUCGGGACCGGGCUGUCCGACCUCCGCCAGAUGUUGGCAACCAAGAGUGUGGAGAACAUCCAGUUCCUGCCCUUCCUCACCACCGAUGUCAACAACCUGAGCUGGUUGGGCUACGGCUGCCUGAAGCAGGACUGGACGCUGAUCACUGUCAACGCCAUCGGCGCAGCGCUGCAGACCCUCUACAUGCUGGCAUACCUCUACUACAGCCCCUCGAAGCGCCCCGUGCUGCUGCGGAGUCUGCUGCUCUUGGCCGUGCUGGCUGCUGGCUACGGCUACUUCACCCUCCUGAUUGCUGACACGCAGACACGCCUGGUGCGCCUGGGGCUCUUCUGCAGCGUCUUCACCAUCAGCAUGUACCUCUCGCCGCUGGCUGACCUGGCUAAGAUUGUCCGGAGCAAGUCAACGCGGUGCCUGUCCUUCCCACUGACUGUCACCACCUUCCUGGCCUCCACCAGCUGGACGCUCUACGGCCUGCAGCUCCACGACCCCUACAUCACGGUCCCGAAUGUGCCGGGGAUCGUCACCAGCGUUGUGCGUUUCUGGCUCUUCUGGCGGUACCCGCCGGGCCAGGACAAGCCCUACAGACCCCUGCACGCCUGAGGGGGCCCCGCUGCGCCCCGAGGAAGGAGCCCACACCAUGAAGGAUCCCCCCAACCCCUGCCAGUCUGUUCCAGCGUGGACCAGCCGCAGGCACCAAGCUCCAGGUGCCACCGUGGCACUGCUGUCCCCCUCGGCUAAGGGCUACCUGCUCCCGGCAGGACUGGGGCCCUGGGAGGGCACCUCCUGUCCGUGCCGCCACAGCGCACCCUCGCCACCGUUCCACCAGCCCUUGGUCCUUUGGUGAUGGUUGGGUUGGUCUCAGGGAUGUCUUCGGGGUGCCAGGAGCCCCCCACCCCCCCCAUCCCUGGGCACCCCGCCUGUCCCUGGGGACCCCUGGAUGAUCUUCCAUGCCCAUGGCUCUGCCGCAACGCGGGGCUGGGGCUGCCGGGAAGCCCUGCAUCUCUUUUGUACGAAUUUAAGUGCCUUUUAAUAAAUCAGAGACUCUUCCCAGUG
Molecule: messenger RNA, 1190 nt
Organism: Falco peregrinus (peregrine falcon)
Lineage: Eukaryota; Metazoa; Chordata; Aves; Falconiformes; Falconidae
Gene: SLC50A1
Product: solute carrier family 50 member 1
Exons: 6
Coding region: 90-737 (215 amino acids)
Biological process (GO): carbohydrate transport
Cellular component (GO): membrane
Molecular function (GO): sugar transmembrane transporter activity
Source: RefSeq, a predicted model, not a curated record